AUGCCCGAGGGACCGCGCCGGAAGCACGGGCGGGAGCCAUCGAAGCGACCCUUCGUCUUCAAGACGCCGCAGAAGGUCGCAUCGCCCUUUGUCUUUACGAAGAAGGCGCGUCGCCAUGGGGCCAACGACAUCCAUCAUGCCAUGGACGACGACGACGAUGGCGACUUUCUCGGCGACGAGUCGCUUCUUCCAGAACGCGCGCUCUUUGGCACGCCGUCGCGGGCGAAGGCCAUGCGGAGGCCCACCCGGCGGGAGCCGACGCCGGACGAGGUCGCGAUCCGUGCCAAGCUCGUCGCCAACCAGGAGCACCAUCGACUGCAAAUGUUCGAUACCUUAUGUACCCAACUCCACAAACGCAUCGUGGCCCAGACGCAGAGCGCGGCCAAGGAAACAUGCACGAAGAAGCAAGUCGUCCACGUGCUGGAGAAGGCGGCAGCUGUCAUCAAGGACCAGUUCGCCUCCAACGAGCCAACGGAAGAAGAAGCCAAACCACAGCAAGAGACCGUCCACGCCAUCCUCACCUCUCUGGAAGAAAAGCUUGCCUCGUUGCAAGAACAAGAGAAGGAGUGGCGCUCGUUCUUGGAGACGGUACCGGCGACGUUGGCGGCGUUGGCGGCCGCGGCGCCACCCGUCAUCACGGAAGACGUGCGCCCCGCGGGCAGCCGCGGGCAGGCGAGUGCGCAAGAGCUCGCACACGAGCAAACCGCGCUCUGCCAGCGCGUGGUUGAGCUCAAAGAUCAGCUUCGGUUUUUGGACAUUUCGAUCGAAGACCUUGAACGCAUGAUGCACGUCUCGCAGGCAACACGAUCAAGUCUCUUUGACUCGUUCCAUGCGAGUGAGUUCAAGGGCUACGCCCACAUGCAAGCUCCGAAAGACGCUAUCAAAGCGCUCAUGGCGCUCUUCUCGUAA
Molecule: messenger RNA, 909 nt
Organism: Saprolegnia diclina VS20
Lineage: Eukaryota; Oomycota; Saprolegniomycetes; Saprolegniales; Saprolegniaceae
Exons: 6
Coding region: 1-909 (302 amino acids)
Source: RefSeq, a predicted model, not a curated record